Cylicostephanus goldi is the source of this 516-nucleotide messenger RNA. The record is from the annotation of a GenBank genome assembly. Lineage: Eukaryota; Metazoa; Nematoda; Chromadorea; Rhabditida; Strongylidae.
AUGUCCAAGAAGAAGCAGCCGGAGUUGUGCGCUAUGCUGAACAACAUGAAAUGGUUAUACCUGUGGUACGAGAAGCUGAAUGAGUGGGAGAAAGCUCUGGAAGCUUACAUGACGGAUCCGGAACCGUUGUCAGAUGAAAUGAUUGGUCAUCAGAUGAGGUGCUUGGAAGCGCUAGGUCGCUGGGGAGAAUUAAAUGAGCGUGCACGAACAGUAAAAAAGAAGGACCAGAAGGUUGCGGUAAUGGCUGCGCGAGGUGCAUGGGCUGUUGGGGAGUGGCAAGCGAUGGAAGAUUAUGUGAACCAAGUGAACGAAAACACUCAAGACGGUGCUAUGCUCCGAGCCGUUUUAGCUGUGAAGAGAGAUCAGUACGACGUAGCCAUGAACUAUAUCGACAAGGUACGUGAUAUGUACGACAGUGAACUUACUGCGAUGGCGAGUGAAAGCUAUGAGAGGGCAUAUGGUGCAAUGGUUUGCGUACAGCAACUGGCAGAGCUGGAAGAAGCGAUGGAGUUCAAG